This is a messenger RNA of Pelobates cultripes (western spadefoot toad), 12405 nucleotides long. Lineage: Eukaryota; Metazoa; Chordata; Amphibia; Anura; Pelobatidae. The record is from the annotation of a GenBank genome assembly.
AUGAUACAACAUCUCAACGAGAUAUCUGCUCGUUUCUGGUGGCAACUAAAGGUACGAGCACAAGCAGCAGCUGGGGGAAAGACAGAAGAGAACAAGCGAGGAGGUGUGCAGGGCCCCAUCGGGCACAACCACCCACCAAACAACCCAGCCGCAAGUACCUAGCCCACCCAGGCAGAGAGCAAGUAAGGCCUCACACCACAGACGCCCCAUACAGAGGCAGAAACACAGACCUCCCAGAAGACAGACGUCCACCCAGAACCGCAGACGCCCCUCAGGGAAGGACUUACAUCCACUCCUGAGACCACAGACCCGGGGAACAGCGAUGCUAUCCUUCAGGGAGGCAACGGAAGAGAGACAAGCCGGGCGCAACCCACACCUUGAACUGCCACGGAAAAGCAUCCAGGCGAACCCAAGAGCUUCCAGGGACGGCAUGGCUCUGCCGAGCCGAGGCAUUGGCUGACAGUGCCACAUGUCCCCGAGCAAGGUACCCAUGUCCCCCUAAGGACUCGCUGCUAUAUUCCAGCCUGCCAGUACCAAGACAGACAAUAUUGUCACAUAGUUAAUUUUAUCUUUGGUCGAUUCUCGGCUGCCUGCAUUUAUUUACUUGUAUUCAUUUGUUUACUUUACUUAUGUUUAAUUACACUUUAAUGACACCAGAGGCGCUCCAGGGGUUAAACCCACUACUAGCCUGUUAAUACACACCUAGGCAGGUACUUAGACCCAGCAAAUAUGCCAAGCAAGUUUAGUUAACAGAGGCCCAGCAGGGUCUCCCCUUCUGGAAACAUUUCUUGUUAAAAUCUCACAUACCCUACGAACUUAAAGCGUUAAGGUUAAACCCGCUACACCACUCACAGGCAUAGUCCCCUUGACCUUACAGGGUAUGUGCAACCAGUACCUAGGGCUCUACUCGAGCAUGUUACCCUAUAUGGCCAGCACGAGUACUGAGCACUGAAUAACCAACACUGAACCUACCAAGCUCCAUGUCACUAGCCAGUUUAAAAUAUAAAAUUGUUCUUGCAACACAUUUCUUCGUCAAGCAUUAUAAUCCCCCAAAUUGUGCAAGUUUUAACUGAAUGCCAUCUCAUAUGUAAACUAUAUAUUAAGACGUUUGUGUCAACUGCUGUUGUGGCAUGACAUAACUGUUUGUACACACAGCAAAAAAAAAAAAAAAAGAAAAUACAGUUUUAAAACACCUUAAAUAGACUUUUUCCAGUGUCAGUCUCCAUUGCACGGUGGCAGGUAAUACCACUACAGUAAACAACUCAUUGUGACCAGUUGCAUUGAGAUGAUGUGUCUGUAGCAAUCAUGGGGAACACACUAAAACAGCUUGGGGUUUCAACUUGGGAGGUAAAGGAAAACUGACAAAAAUAUAAAUAUCUUAAUAUGCUCUUUAUGCCAUAUUCUCGCACCUCAUCAAUUGUUUAAAAGUAUCUUUGUUAUUGUAUAUUCCUUUAAACCUGAUAAAACUUGACAAAAUGCAGAGCUACCGCCAUGAAGCUUUGUCAUUUUCCCCCAGCUAUCACAAGCAACAACUGUGGGGAGAAAAAAAAAGCAUUGUCCAUGAAGGCUCCUCCUGUCUGCCGGAUCAUCUAUAGAUGGUGUUGUACUCUCGUGCAUGUACGAAAGUAAAGCCCUGACAUGGGCUACUGGCUCAUAAAACCCCAGGAGCUGAAGUGGAUCCACCGGAUAAAGAUGGUGGUGGCCGCAAGGGACAGCUUCAGGUGAAUAAAACAUAGCUUCCCGUAGGCCACUGCACUACAAGCAGCGAUGUCACCAUUGGGGAGUCUUUGCAAAAUAUGAAAAGAUCCCAGAUGGUGACGGAGCCACUUUAAAUCUCUGUAUUGAAAAUAUUGAAUUAAUUAGUUUAUUAUUAAAUCAUUUUUAAUGUAAUUUUUCCUUUAAGAAUCAUUACUUACCGCUGACUGACAGUGUAGGACUUAGAGUGACGGACAAGAUGGAGGUACUUAGUUCCAGGAUAGGUAGGGGAUAACUAGUCAUGAUAUUAAAAUUAAUUCAUUCCUUUCCUCUUUAAAGACACAUGUAUCAUAGUUACAUGGAGUGUGACAAAUAAAAUUCCUCCUUACAAAAGAUCUUAGAUCAUGCAUUGUAAUCAUGAACUCACGAGAAUCCGAUUAAUCUAGCUCUUUAUUCUAACAUGGUUUCAGAGAGUUUUAAGAGUUGUGUGUACAUUUACUCCCCUAACAUACCUUUUGACUUUUAGAAUGUUACUUAAUCCUUUGUUGCAUCUGAAAUAGUGCCAAUACAGGGGGCCAAUAAAACCAAACCAUAGCUCCUGCUACCGCAUGCCAUGCGUUACAUGUGCAAAACGUGUUAGGAACAGCUAUAGUCUAGUUUUAUUGACCCCGUUUUGGCACUUUCACAUGCAAUGAAGGAUGUUUUGUAUAGCAAUGUUCUUGCCCAUUAUAAAUGGAAGGAGAAUUCCUGAAUCUGAACUUCAUAUUAAUGUGUAUUGGUGACCUUGGUGGCUAUAUUUCGAGAACUGCUAAAAAGAGGGGAAAUUGAGAGGACUCAACAUGAUACUCCAAUCAACAACAGUUGUUGAAAUUAAGAGAGGAGUACAUUGUCAGGUCGUUUACUGUAAAAAGUUUAAAUUUGAGAGUUUAAACUAUCACAGUAUUUGAAAGUUUCUGCACCUACAUUUUCCUGUUCUCUUUUUUUAUUUUUAAAAUAGCAGAUAUUAUAUUGCUUUAUCUGAAACUUUUUCUUUAAUUAGUAAUUAUUUGCAUCUGGACUCACUCUGUCUAGAAAUACCUUCUUAUAGCCUAAUGGUAAGACUUUUUAUAGUAACGUCACUGGAUUUGUCACUCUUUCUAGGUCAAGAAGUAUUUUUCCUGGCAUAUGGGUCCUCCUUAUAUUUUAUGUUCUCGCAGUAAAACGGUAACGAUACUCGUGGUUCUGCCACCCAAGCGCCAUGUUAGAGACUCCCUGGCCUCCUGACCACCAUCUGCACUUUCUAGCAUCACUCCAGCCGCUGCAUUCCCACGUCCAUUUAUGGCAUGCACUAUGAUUGAGAGUCUGACAUCAGCAAUGAGACAGGCGCACUUUCCGGCUUCACACUUAUGAUGUUGGCCAAUUACAGAACCCCUGUGCCUAUAAAAACCCCUCCUCUUGACCAUUCCUUUCCCUAUCAUGGUUUCCAUUAUGGAUAUCCGAGUGCAUGUUUAUAUCUUGUUUGAGUUCUGUUUGUUUGAUACUUGCUUGUCUUGACUGCUCUGAUUUCUAUAUCCCUGCCUUGGCCUGUUUAUUGAUUCCAUGUACCUCCUAUUUAGAGGUGUCGCGAACCGUCCGCGAACUUCUCGCGAACGGUUCGUGGCGAACUCCGGUCAGCUGACACGUCCCGGCCAAUCUCCAGCAGACCCUCCCUCCCAGACCCUCCUACUUCCUGGACAGCAUCCAUGUUGAAACAUGGACGGUUCGCGACAUCUCUACUCCUAUUAUCCUUGAUAUUUGGCUGUAUAUAAAAGGCUUGAUAAAGGCUCCUAGAGGAGCCGGAAUGUUGUCUCUACUUCCUUGUUUAAAUAAAAAAAAGUCUGCCUUUUAGAAGAAACCACAGGUGUUACUGGAUAUUUCUUUAUUUUUUGCCAUUGGCUGUAUAUAGACCAAGUUAUAUCUCUGUACUUAGCACCUAAAGCCCGACCACUCCAAGGUCCAGUAAUAAGCACCUAUCCAUUUCCCUUUUCUUGUUGGGUAACGACCUAUCCUGACAUAUCGACAAGGCAAUGGACCCUGCAGAGUUUGGUAAACAGGUAUCAUCCUGUUUGGCUAACGAGGCCAAACAGAAUUAUGAUAUUGGCAACAUAGGCGUGCGCACAGGGUGUGCCGGGUGUGCCUGGGCACACCCUAAUCCCCGUGGCACGCCUAUGGUUUGAGUCCUGCAGGAACAGCUUUCCUGCAGGCACUCAGUGCCCCCUGUUUCACCUCUUGCUCCUGUCAUGGGAGGGCAAGAGGUGAUGAUUCCACCCACCCUUCAGUUCAGCCGUGGCGAGGGAGCUCUCUGCUGUCUGCUCCCUCUCGCCGCGCGCUGAUGCCGGGAGCCGGAAUAUGACGUCAUAUUCCGGCUCCCUAUUGCAGCAGACAGCCCGCGCGGCGAGAGGGAGCAGACAGCAGAGAGCUCCCUCGCCGCGGCUGAACUGCGGAAAGGCGCCCGCCCCCACUGGACCCCAGGGAAAAGUCCACCAGCACUCCAGGUAGGAGGCUGGGUGGACAUUUUUUUUUUUUAAAUUAAAAUAUAAUAAUUUGUGUGUGUGUGUGUCAGUGUGUCUGUGAGUGUGUGAGUAUGUGUCAGUGUGAGUGUGUGAGUGUGUGUCUGUGAGUGUGUGAGUGUGUGUCUGUGAGUGUGUGAGUAUGUCAGUGUGAGUGUGUGUCUGUGAGUGUGUGAGUAUGUGUCAGUGUGAGUGUGUGUCUGUGAGUGUGUGAGUAUGUGUCAGUGUGUGUUUCUGUGAGUGUGUGAGUAUGUGUCAGUGUGUGUUUCUGUGAGUGUGUGAGUAUGUGUCAGUGUGAGUGUGUGUCUGUGAGUAUGUGUCAGUGUGUGUUUCUGUGAGUGUGUGAGUAUGUGUCAGUGUGAGUGUGUGUCUGUGAGUGUGUGAGUAUGUGUCAGUGUGUCUGAGUGUGUGAGUAUGUGUCAGUGUGUGUGUGUCUGUGAGUGUGUGAGUAUGUGUCAGUGUGAGUGUGUGUGUGUCUGUGAGUGUGUGUGUCAGUGUGUGAGUGUGUGUCUGUGAGUGUGUGUGUGUCUGUGAGUGUGUGUGUGUCUGUCUGUGAGUGUGAGUGUGUGUGUGUGUCUGUGAGAGUGUGUGUGUGUAUAUAUAUAUAUAUAUAUACACACACACACACGCGCGGCGUGUGUUUGUGCUUUAGGGUGCACACCCUAAUGCAAUAGGCUGCGCACGCCUAUGCUUGGCAAUAGAGAGUUACAGUGUGUGAAAUUCUUGUUGGAAGGUUCUAAGGAUUCAAUCUUGAUUAUAAUAGAUCAUAAUAACCUGUCUUAUAUUAGUGGGGCUAAACAACUACAUUCCAGGAAAGAUAGGCAGUCCCUAUUUCUGUCUUAAUUUCAUUGUCAUAACAUACCGGCCUGGAUCACGCAAUACCAAGAUCGAUUUUCUUUCAGGACUGUUUGGCACCGAGGCAGGUGAUAUUGUUGAAAUAUCUUCCAUUGUCCCUCAUGAAAGAAUAAUUGCUACAACUGACUUGUCAUUGUUCUCCUCUUUACUUGAUAGGAUGCAGGCACCCUUUGAUAACCCAUUACACAAAUUAUAUGUUGGUCCUGAGGAAAGUCUUGUAAUUUUAUCACUCUCAAAAAUCAGCAGGACAGUCAGGAAUAAGAAAGACCUUAACAUUUUAAACAAACAAUUCUGGUGCCCGUCUAUACAGAAAAAGACAUAAAACAAUAUGUUGGUUCUUGUACAACUUCUGCAGUAAACAAAGUACCCCUGAAAACACCUUGUGGUCCAUUACUGCCAUUACUCAUUCUAAAUCGACAAUGGACCCAUUUGUCAAUGGAGUGUAGUUGUUAAAGGACCACUCUAAGCACCCAGACCAGUUCAGCUUAAUGAAGUGGUCUGGGUGCCAGGUCCUUCUAGGGUUAACCCAUUUUUUUUUAUAAACAUAGCAGUUUCAGAGAAACUGCUAUGUUUAUCAAUGGGUUAAGCCUUCCUACAAAUCCUCUAGUGGCUGUCUCAGAACAACUAAAGCUUUUUUAAUUUGUUCUGGUGAGUAGAAUCAUUACCUUCAGGCUUUUUGCUGUAAACACUGUCUUUUCAGAGAAAAUGCAGUGUUUACAUUACAGCCUAGUGAUAACUUCACUGGCCACUCCUCAGAUGGCUGUUAGAGAUCCUUCCUGGGUCAUGGCUGCCUAAAAUGUAUCCAAACAUUCAGUGUCUCCUCCCUCUGCAUGCAGACACUGAACUUUCCUCAUAGAGAUUCAUUGAUUCAAUUCAUCUCUAUGAGGAGAUGCAGAUUGGCCAGGGCUGUGUUUGAAUCAUGCUGGCUCUGACCCUGAUCUGCCUCCUUGUAAGUCUCAGCCAAUCCUAUGGGGAAGCACUGUGAUUGUACUUGGUCACCACUUCUGAUGAUGUCAACAGACAGCUUGUUUUUCUGAGGCAAACAGCAUGCAGAGCUACAGCUUCAGGCUUGAAUACAAGUAAGAAUUUGCUAUAUUUAUGGAGGCAAGAGGGGCCCAGCGGGGCUAGAUGGUGGUUUUAACUCUACAGGAUCAGGAAUAAAUGUUUGUGUUCCUGACCCUAUAGUGUUCCUUUAAUAAGGUUAUAUAUUAUUAAAGCUGUAUUCCCAACACUCUAGUGUCCCUCAAAACCCCCAUAAGCAAUGAAAUGGUUAUAAACCAGUUUAAACCACGUACGUACUUCUAGCACCAAAGGCUCCGUCUCCUUGGAAGUCAUUGUAAGGGGAAACGUAAAGCGCACACGUGGCGAGUGUUGUGUUCGUAAGGAGGUGUGCCAUGCCACCAUUUAAAUUAAAUGAGCUAGCAUUCUACGUACAAAUUGUGACAGACUGCACAUUUUUGUGUUUGGAGUGUGGCGCUCUAAUUAGGGAUUUCACACAAGUUCCGUGAGUAUUGGAAGGUGGACUUUUCGGAAGGUAGAUCUGUACACUUCAUAGGAUUGUAAAUUUAGGUAAUUUCCUUUAGUUUAAAGGUUUGAAUUUACCACAAUUUGUCUUAAAACUCCCAGGUUUGGGAAUAAAUGUUCUGCUUAUUUUGUCAGUAUCUUGCUUUCACUUUGCUAUUAAACAAGACAUUAAACAAGUAAUACAACAAGCAAUAAACAUUAAAAUUCCUUACACUACACUUUUUGUAGGUCAUUGUAAUAAUUCUCACACACAAGAACAUGCCUCCUCUAUUAAUCCUAAGAAUGCAUUUCUCUCAGCCCCACCAGCAUGAUGGCACAGUCAGUACCCUGCCUAUUUUGGUAAAAUAACAGCUGUUUCCUCGCCAUGCCGUGCUUUCCCAUAGGCAGGGAUCAGACUGCUAGAAAAGCAUUGCAGCCAUUGCUCUAGGCGGGGCAGCAGGGGGAGGCGCCUGGUUUAGGAAGUGGCAUAGAGUAGAAUGUCUGGGUAGCAGCUCCUGCUAUGACCUGGGCUGGCACUGCACAGGCUGGGGGAGUGAACAAGCUGGAUUCCUAUGAGGGAGAAGAAGCAGCUGCAGAGAGCAUGCAGUAGGUUCUGCUGAGACCCCCUGCCUUUGAAGGGUUAACCCAGGAACUCAGAUUUUGUGUCCAGAGCUGCUUUAUGGUGAGCUAUGUGGGGCCUGAUCACAGAAUUCCAAAUAGAAUGUCUGUCAAGCUUUGCAUUCACUUCUGACUGAGGGCACCAGCUCCUGCAAUGCUUUCUGUUUACCAUACACUGGCACUAAGGCUGCUGGGGAGAGCAACUUCUACCAGGCUCUACCAGAGUCCACAGAAACAGUAAUGACUGAAGGCAACCCCCUUAAAGAAUGUUCUUGGGAAUUGGGGAAAUUAGUGUAUAUGUAUGUGUAUUUAUAGUGCUAUUUACUUGUGUGUGUUCUAUUCCAUUUUGUAGUUGUAGAGUUAAAGAAAUGUUUUUUGUUUUUUUUUAAUAUGUGGAAAUCAGAAAAGAAUCCAGGCUACAUAACUGUCUGUCUGUAUAUUGCUGUUGCUAAUACUGUUUGGAUGUGGGAGAGCCCAUAAUGACAAAUUUUCCUCCAUACUUCAGUGAAUAGGUGGUUCGACUUUUUCUUUUUUUUUUGCAGGCGUUUUAAUUAGAAAGGAGCGUAAGCAUUAUUGCAUUUUAUUUGCUUAGGUCUGUAAUAAUGAAACACACCUCUGAAGGUUAACUCAUUGUUUGUGAAAAGGGCACUGUCUCUCUUUUGUGUCAUGAGCAUUGAGUCAUUGUUAUAUAAACUAUAUAUGUUUUUAGACAAUAUUUAAUUUUGGGAAAACAUUAUUAAAGGAAAAAACGGUGCAGUGUAUUCAUAAAACAACAUAUUGGGGUAAAUCGAAACCUGAAUUGCAAAUUUAGGCAAAAAGUAGCCAAGCUAUUUUUUAACCUUUUUAACAUUGUUUGUUCUUUAUCUCCUGCAGAUAGCGGGUCUGAAAAUAGUCAUCUACUCUUCUAUUGCUAUUUUAGCCUACAUUUUGCCAUUCGGAUUUGAUUGUGAUCCUGUCUGUGUGGUUUUUUUUCUUCCUACAAGCUGUAGGUAAAUAUUUAAUUAUGUUCAGGCCGGUAGUGUUGCUCUCUGAAAAGUCCCUGUUUAGUUACCUUUGGAAUUGAUAAUAGACUUCUCACUAUUAUAGUGAUUGUUCAAACCUAUGCCACUACAUCACUAAAUUAUGCGUAUUUAGGAUUUUACAGAUAUCCCAUAAAUGUGGGUUUCAGAUAGAACUACUGCACAGCAGAGAAAGUUAGAAUCGUUGAGUGUAUUUAUGUUACAUUUCUGAAAAUGCGCCCUUGUCCAUGACACUUAAUGGAACACUAUAGUAUUCGGAAAAUAUAAAUGUGUUUCCCUAGUGCCAUAGUUUACAUACCUCUUUCUAUCUUGCAGCGCCAUUCUCUGUGCUGCCUCGACUGAGAUCAUGGAGAGUGAUGAUCGCAUCCAAUCCAAUGCUUUCCUAUAGGUUAAUGUGCAUGCGCAGCAAAAAGCCACACUCUCUAAGACCAUAUGAUAGAGAUACAAGAGUUUUACUGCUAUUUCCUCGGAAGCGCUUCUAGUGGCUGUUUGAAUGAAAACAUUGUCGUUCUGCAAAAUGGCAGUGUUUUCAUUUUCAUGGUUAAAAUAUGGGGACAUGACUCUUAGAGCACUUGAUUGAGAUGAAGUGGUCUAGGUACCUACAGUGUCCCUAUACAAAAUGUUAGUGAUUGUUUAAUAUUAACAGUAACUUGUAAGGAUUCCCAGUCAGUGUUGUCAACAGUUACAGAGAUCUCUUCAGAAAUUCAUAUUACGCUUUUCAAAUCUCAGGCUCUAAAUUUACUUCUGGCAUCACAUGAUCUCUGCCAUCUUGUUUUUUUUUUUAUCAGUUAAUAUAAAAGAACAUUUAAAAAAAAAUUAUAAUACAAUUCCAAGAUGGUUGCCUUCAGACUGAAACACUGUUUGAUCCGAGUGAUAAUUCCAAAUAAACUUACUACAGUUUUGUUAGAUGGAAAUAAUAUUAACCUAUUUGUAUUGGUUGUAACACUGAUUUAUGGAAAAACAUUUUCAAGUAACAGUGCCAUUUUAAGGCAAAUGGAGGGAAAUUUAGGGUUAGUUUCGGGACAUUUAGGGUUUUGUUCUAGAUUGACACAGUACUGUCAUUAACAGGAAAUCAAGCCAGUAGUAAAGCCAGUGUUUUAAAACAGAAAAACAAAUAAUAUAUGUUUGUUUAUUAUAAGAAUCCCUCCAACAACAUGUAUUUGACAUGGUAUAAUUUUUUUGUGAAAAUGAGAUUCCACCUGCUCACCGUGCAAGCCAAUUAAGUAGACAUGUGUAAAUAACAUUUUAUUGUCACCAGAAUAGAGAAUUUCCUAUCAAAAUUAUAAGCACAAAAUAAAUAUUUAGUGAUUCCGGAAUUAGCAUUAAUAAAAAAACUUGGAUAGAUCCUCAUCUGAUGUAAGACCAUGUUGACCAUUAUUUGCAUUGUUUGCCUUCAAGUUAAGCAGUAUUUCACAUCAUGUUUGGAGCUUGCCAGUAAUUGACCAUGUAAAAUAGAUGAUGCUUCCGGUUAGAUCAUUAUGGAGGAAAACAGCAGAAAGAGUAGUGGAUUGCCUGAGUAAUUUGUUUUGACACAGAUGAGGUUGAUGGGGUAUUUAUUGAUUGCAGGUAGCUUGAAAGAUCUUGCUGUGUGAACAUGGCCUUGAUCAUCGAGCUAAUGGCAGUUAACAUGGAUAAACUCUUGUAUGUCCUGUAUUUCCUCUAUGUUUUGUCAUAAACCGUAAACACUUUUUUUCUAAGCCAAAUUUACAGUACCUGAGUUAGAAAAAAAUACUUAAAGGGAUACUGUAGUGCCAGAAAAUUAAAGCUGUAUUCCUGGCACUACUGAUCCCUCUGCCUCCCCCUCCCUCGCCCCUACCCCUCUCCCCGAUAAAUAAAGGGUUAAAAAUCCUUUAUUUAAUUACCUUUUCCCAGCGCCGAUGUCACUCAGUGCUGGGUCAUAGCUCCGCCCCCUCCUCCAGCCCGCAACAAGUGGGGUCUAGCGCGCACAUUAGACCUCCCCAUAGGAAAGCCAAAAGUCCGUUUGGAUUCCGGAAGCCCUCUAGUGGCUGUCUGUUAGAUAGCCACUGAGGGCAGACUUAGAGCUGCAAUGUAAAUAUUUCAGUUCUCUGGAACUGCAAUGUUUAACAAUGCAGCACUAAGUGCAAAAGGGACACAGCACCCAGACCACCUCAAUGAGCUGAAGUGGUCUGGGUGCCUACAGUUUCACUUUAAAGGGACACUUUAGGCACUGUAACCGCUUCAUCUUAUUGAAGUGGUUAUAGUGUCUGGAAUCCCCUGCCACCGCCCUUGCACUCAGCAAUAAACUGUUUUUAAUGUUUUAAUGCUACAUGAGUUCCCAGCAGCCUGUCACAACACCCAUGGAUGAUAUGAAUUGGUAUGACUAGAAUGAAGUGUAUAAUCACCCUUAUUUAGUGUUAAAUUGCUCAAAAUUGUUUAACUCUAAAUAGAUAGAUGGUGCCAGAGGACUCCAGGCACUAUAACUCAUAAUUCAAUGAGAUGUGUCUUUAAAGUAGAAAAAUAUUACUAUGAAUAGCUGAAGGUUUCUUUACCACUUUACACUCCUCCCAUAUCAUUUUACUCAAGGAAAUGUCAUACAGGGAUAUUUACAGAAGUGUGAAUUAAUGGGAAUUCAAAACAAAUUUUACAUUUUUAGGCCACCAUAGCUGAUUUGGAAAUAUUCACCCUCUAAUAUAUCAUUUCAGUUUGACUAUUUUAAAUUCCAUACAAUUCACCUUUUAGUGUAAUAACCCUGCUUCUUGUAACUUUUACCAUGUAUUAAAAAGCUGUCUCUAUUCUGCUAUGUCACUAUGAAAACAUAAUAAGAAAUCUUGGUCUUGUGAAAAAUAUCAGUAUGCAUGGAUCACAAGAUACUGUUGUAGAAAUAAAUGUAAACUUAUAUUUUUCUUUUUUGGACUAAGGCAUUUCUAGAUUUUACAGAAAAUGAAGCCUACAAAUUUUUUUUAUUUCAUAACUUCUAUUUUAUAUUUUUCUUACAGAAUGUGAUGGAGAUGCUGGAAGAAGAUUUGACGUGUCCAGUCUGCUGCAGUCUUUUUGAAGACCCACGUGUUUUGCCCUGUUCACACAGUUUCUGUAAGAAAUGUUUGGAAGGGAUUAUUGAAGGAAAUUCCAGGAAUAUGUUAUGGAGGCCGUCCUCUUUGAAGUGUCCUACCUGCCGUAAGGAGACUUCUACAACGGGCGUUAAUGGCUAUCAGGCCAACUAUUUGCUGAAAGGGAUUGUAGAGAAAUACAAUAAAAUUAAGGUUUCACCAAAGAUGCCCGUGUGCAAAGUGCACAGCGUACAACCUUUAAAUAUGUUUUGCUCAACGGAUCUAAAACUCAUCUGUGGGUUCUGUGCCACCAGUGAGGAACACAAAGGUCAUACGUUUUCCUCAAUCGACAAUGCUUACAACCAGGAGAAGAGUUCCGUCCAGUCUCUGCUAAUGCAAUCCGAGAACUGGCAUUGUGAUGAUGUGCUGUCCCACCUUAAAACCUUGGAAACAAAUAAAAGGAAGGCUCUCCAUUUACUUUCUAUGGAUUCGGAUAAAGUAAAGGCCUACUUUGAAAAACUGCAACACGUCCUGGAGCAGAAGAAAAAUGAGAUCCUCUCUGAUUUUGAAACCAUGAAGCUGGGUGUGAUGCAGGCAUACGAUCCAGAAAUCAACAAACUGAAUGCUCUUCUUAAGGACCAGAAAAAGGCUUGCGAUAUUGCUGAGGAUUUUAAGGAGAUAUCUGACCCUCUUCUGUUCCUACAGCAAGUGCAGGAAUUUAGGGAGAAGAUAAAUAUAAUCAAGAAAGCUCCAUUACCAUCAGUCUCCGAUGUGACAGUAAGCCCAUCUAUGAAGAAUUUUGAUACUAGCAUGUGGGAUACCGUUAAACUUGCAGAUGUGGAUAAACUUAGUUUGCCACCAGAAUCUCCCAAGAAAAAAUAUAAUAUUCGGACAAAAUUUCCCUUUCAGGUGCUGCUGUCUAUUAGAGUUCUACUUCUUUGCCUGGUGGUGGCAAUACUUUUUUCAGGCUUCUUCUAUGACUAUCAUCUGAAUGUUCAUGAAUAUAUAGAUUCAGGAUGUUCGUAUCUAUCGACCAUUACAAGAAAGGCAACUGACCAUAUUUCUGCUUUAUGGAAUCUGACUUCAAAAGAAGUAUUUGACAUGAGUGAAAGAUGUCAGACAUAUUUCAUGGCAUUUAUAGGACAUGUGGCCGAAUUUGCUUGUAAAUAUAAACUAUAA